AUGGGAGCUGAUGGUGGAACAACUGCCAAAAGACAAGAUAUAUUAUCACUACAUAACGCAAGAACACCACAACCACAUCCAAAAGAAGAAGAACAACAAAUUUUAUUACAAAGUUGUGCAAUUUCAGGAUUACCAUUAUAUAAUAAUGCACCAAUAGUUGGAGAUUAUAGAGGUAAAUUAUACAUUAAGGAAAAAAUACUACAAUAUCUUUUAGAAGUGAAGUUAGAUAAAUUGAAACUACAGCUACAAUUUCAGCACCUUAAAAGUUUGAAAGAUUUGAAAACAGUUACAAUAACAUGGAAACUUAUAAAAGAUGUUGCACAUUUCCAAUGUCCCAUAACAAAAGAAUUAGAUGAAAAAACUUCAUACACUUAUCUCAGACCAUGUGGAUGUGUAAUGUCAUAUAGGCUACUUCUUGAACUUAAAAAGAACCUUGGAGAUGCAGCGCAGUCAAAAUGUCCAGUGUGCAAUCAAAAAUUCACAUUUGAUUAUGAUUUAGUAAUUAUAAAUCCUAUAAAUAAACCCACCUAUGAAAAAAUAAACCAAGUUAGUUAUAACUACCUCAAAGACGUACUUCACUUAAGUAAUAAUCUAGAACCCCUAAAGAAAAAGAAGAAAGUAGAUGACUUUAUUAAAAAACGAAAACAAGAUUUAGAUGAUGGACUGGAAAUGAGUAAACGAAUUAAAACAUAA
This is a messenger RNA of Lodderomyces jiufengensis, 693 nucleotides long. RefSeq lists its product as uncharacterized. The transcript has a single exon. The record is from RefSeq and is a predicted model, not a curated record. Gene Ontology annotation, biological process: mitotic DNA replication termination; site-specific DNA replication termination at RTS1 barrier. NCBI's taxonomy places the organism in Eukaryota, Fungi, Ascomycota, Pichiomycetes, Serinales, Debaryomycetaceae. Gene Ontology annotation, cellular component: nucleus. Bases 1 to 693 code for a protein of 230 amino acids.